Messenger RNA from Heteronotia binoei (common prickly gecko), 478 nucleotides. RefSeq names its product protein rpi-1-like. Lineage: Eukaryota; Metazoa; Chordata; Lepidosauria; Squamata; Gekkonidae. The transcript has 2 exons. The coding region runs from base 7 to 324 and encodes 105 amino acids. The record is from RefSeq and is a predicted model, not a curated record.
UUUAACAUGCAGAUACUGGUUUUGCUUGGGGACUGCGUUUUCCCAUCCAAGGCUAAAGCAGAAGGAUCAGAAUCGGUGGACCAAAGCUAUGACCAAGUAGAAGAGCAAAAGGAAACUCCAGAAGACACAGAAGGAGGGCCCGACACAGAAAACGGCUUGUCUGAUGAGGACAAUGAGGAAGAAGGAGAAGACGAAUCCCAGGACAACUCCUCCGAUGACUCAGCAGUCGAAAGUUCCAUGAUAGAAGAGGACUCAGAGCACCACACUUCAGACCAGAGCUCUGUAAGGCAGCGUAAAAACCAGGAGGUGGCUGACGAACUAUAGUGCAAUCGUUAGGCAACUGUAUUAUUUUGGACCAAAGAAGUAUCAGGAGGCUCUCCUUGACUGCAGCUGAAGCCAAACAUUUGACCAGCAAACUGUUAAAAGCUCAAAUCCAUGCUUUGCACCAGUAGGCUGUUGUUGUUGUUGUUGUUUUGUA